AUGGAGAGUUCUCGGGUCCGUGCUGUUCUAUUCAAGAAUGAGCAGCAUCCAACUGAUGCGCAUCAAAUCCUAAUUAGCCCUAACAUAACUAAAGAAGAGCUUUUACAUUUAGCUUCUGAACAGCUCGGAAUUUCAGCGAAAAAAAUCUUUUCUGAAACAGGGCUCCUUUUAAACUCGCUCAACUCUAUAUCAGAUGGCACAACGUUUUACAUCUCUCAAGGUGAAAAUUUCCAAGUAAAAUCAUCCUCAAGCCCACAAAAAACUAGCAAAAAAUAUGUGAUUUGUUUAUUAGGUGCAGCGGCUGUAGGAAAAUCAGCGAUAACUUUGAGAUAUGUGUCUAAUAAAUUUGUAAGGGACUAUGAUCCAACAAUUGAGGACUAUUAUACCAAAAAUGUGGUAAUUGAUAAUGAGCCAACAGUGAUAUCAAUUUUAGAUACUGCAGGCAUGGAAGAUUACUCACCUUUAGUUGAUGACUGGAUUGAUAAUAAAGACGGAUUUAUUUUGGUAUACUCAGUAGAGCUGCCUGAUUCACUAACAAGAUUGAGAUUUUUUAGAGAUAAAAUAUUGCAUAGAUAUCAGCGUCAAGGAAAUAAAGGACCUGUCACAGUUAUGGCAGCAAAUAAAAUAGAUAUUCCUAACACCCCUGUAAGAAAUUAAAUGUUGACGUUGACGGAAAAGGGACUCAGAGGCGAAAUUUCCUGAUGGAUCAGUGGACCGGUGAAAGAGGUGGCAAAAUAUGCCUUUAGUGCUCAAGCAGACUGUCUCAAUGGGAGCUUGCCAAAGCAGGGUGUUUUGCUUCUCCCUGAAGGUUUUUCCCUGUCCUUGCCAGAUGGGCUAGACAGGUUUUGCCUACCACAUGGUCUUUCCUCAUCGGGGCCAUCAGGGAGAGAUGACCCCCUGUCAAGGUGGUUAAGGCCGAAAAUCCAAAAUGGUAUCAUGCCAUCUUUGGAGCUGAGACGGGGAGUAUGGUCAGCGCUUGCGGGAGCGCUUAUGGUCGGACACUUAUUAAUCUUAAUCUUAACACCUCUGUGAGAGGACAAAACCUUUGGAAAAAUCCCUAUUUUUUGGGCGAAAAAAAAAUUAUGAUAAAAAGCUUGAUAUAUAAGUGAUAAUCUUUUAUAAUGAAAUCCCUUGACAAUUCCGUUUAAUUUUAAACAGCUUCAUUUAAAACAUAAUUUUACAAAUUAAAUCUAUAUUUGUUUUGCAAUUUUUGCGAAUUGGGCUUUUUAAAUUUUGGAAAAAAAAUUAUUAUAAAUUGAUAUUUAAAUUAGCAUACCUCGUGAGCGAAAAAAAAAAUUUUUGUUUGCUCAUGGAUGGGUGAGAGUAAUAGAAAUGGAGAAAUAAAAUGGUAAAUAGGACUCCUAGGCGACACCUCCUAUAGAGUAAUGAACCGGCAAGAUGGGUUGUGAAAGUAAGCUCUUUAUGAGCUAAGUAGACCAUCUCAAAAGUAAGCCUGCCAAAACAGGGUGUUUUAUUUCUACCUGAAGGUAUAGAGAUUUCCUCUAUAUAGCGCUGAAAGCGCAGACAUUUCCCAGGAGCUUUCCAAGUUCGUCGGACCAAAUCGCUUUUGGUCCGACCAAGGCAUUUGAUUUGGUGCAACCAACCGAUAAAUUCGAUCAGAAUUUAUCGGCCUUACAGCGCCAAACAUAGGAAACUUCUAUAUUCCUAUCCCUUUCAGAUCGGCUAUACAGGUUUUUGCCUUUGCCCUAGGGAACUAAUUCCUUUGAAAGGUAUUUAAGGUCGGAAAUCCAAAAGGAUGAUCUUUUGCAGCCAGAUCGGCGAAGGCUAGUGAAUUUCCCCGCUUAUAUCAGAAUAACAAUUUAAUUUUUUAAUUAAUAAUAGAAAUGUAUCAGCUGAAGAAGGAAGAAAGGUGGCUGAAGAACUUGAUAUGAAGCAGUUUGAAGUGUCCGCUGCUACUGGGCAAGGAAUCGAUGACGUAUUUGCUGAUAUAAUAAGAGUGCUUACUUCUCCCAUUUAAUUUGGGGCCAAAAAUCCUAAAGGGGAAGUUAUUUUUUUUCAAAAUAAUAUUAUAUUAAAUUUUUUCCAAAAAAAGACUUUUUGAGUUUUAAUCUAUUUUAUGGAUAAUUAAUGCAAAAAAUUAAUCGAUAAAGUGUAAAAAAUGUUUAAAUAAAUUCGCAUUGCACUUUUCCAUUAAAUUUGGUUAAAAACAUUUAUAAAAAUUAAGUGUUUUAACUUAAAAUUUAUUAUUGUUCAAUUUAAUUGGCCCAAAAAAUUGAAAUUUUACCUAUAUUUUUUGUUUCAAUUUAAAAAAGGGGGAGUUAGAUCAAGAAGAGUUGUGCAAAAAAAAGAAAAUAAAGAAUCCUGGUUUAAAAAAGCAUGCAGCCUUCUUUAG
Blepharisma stoltei is the source of this 2353-nucleotide messenger RNA. The record is from the annotation of a GenBank genome assembly. NCBI's taxonomy places the organism in Eukaryota, Ciliophora, Heterotrichea, Heterotrichida, Blepharismidae.